This is a messenger RNA of Exophiala spinifera, 303 nucleotides long. RefSeq lists its product as uncharacterized. The record is from RefSeq and is a predicted model, not a curated record. The coding region runs from base 1 to 303 and encodes 100 amino acids. Lineage: Eukaryota; Fungi; Ascomycota; Eurotiomycetes; Chaetothyriales; Herpotrichiellaceae. The transcript is spliced from 3 exons. Gene Ontology annotation, cellular component: DASH complex; spindle microtubule; mitotic spindle pole body.
AUGGCUACAUCUCACAACGCCUUCGCCGCCGACGCGCCUCACUCAAGCGAAUUCGAGACCCGACGCGCUGCACUGGUCAAUGAUAUCGGAGAGUCUCUGGAACAAGUUCUAACACAUAUCAACGCUCUAAACCGGAGUCUGGAAGGGAUCAUUGAGAUUGGAAACGAGUUUGCCUCUGUCGAGGCUCUCUGGAGCCAGUUUGAGACCGUGAUGGGUAGGGAGGAGGAGGUCGCCCAGAACCCAUCGACUCAGGACGACACUGAGGAAAGUCGGGUCGAACAUGAUCGGGCAUCAAGAGGGUGA